AUGUUAAACUACUUGCGAACGCCAGAAACUCGAACCAGCCAAAUUGCCCCGACAGUCGGCUAUUCAGUCACGAACUUCACCACGGAGAGUUUCAGUUUUACGGCUUUCGAUAUGGCUGGACAAGGAAAAUACCGUAACCUGUGGGAGACGUACUACCUGAACGCUCAAGCCGUGAUUUUUGUGGUGGAUAGCGCCGAUCGGUUACGAGUUGCUGUGGCAAGAGAUGAGUUGUGGAUGAUCCUCGACCAUAAGGAUAUCAGUGGGCGACCGAUUCCUAUCCUAGUGCUCGCCAACAAAAUGGACGCCAAAGAUGCGAUGGCUGCAGCGGAGAUCUCAACCAGCCUAGGCCUUGAUCUAAUCAGAGGUCAUAAAUGGAAUAUCCACGCCACGUGUGCUCUUGAAUGGAGCAGGAGUUCAACGGGCUAUCGAAUGGCUGACGAAGGAAAUCAGAGCAUACUUGGACUCGUUGAAAUGAAUUCAUAG
Messenger RNA from Ostertagia ostertagi, 483 nucleotides. The record is from the annotation of a GenBank genome assembly. NCBI's taxonomy places the organism in Eukaryota, Metazoa, Nematoda, Chromadorea, Rhabditida, Trichostrongylidae.